UUGCUUGUGUUGUUCUUACUCUCUGAUGUACGUCGCUUUGGAGAAAAGAGUCUGCUCAGUGAAUUGUAGAAUUGGAUUAUCUAUAUCUGAAUUUACAUCAGACAGAGAAGCAGGCAUUAUUAACAUUAGGGAAUUCUGUUUUCUGUCUUUGAUGAGGCCGAUUGAGAUGCAGCCGUCUGCUUUUUGUGUACUUAAAUUUGUCUCUGACAACCUUCCUUUUUGUCACCCCUCUCUCUAAGCAGAUUAGCCACAAGUAAUUUGUCAAAAGUGGUAAGGUAGUGGUUGGUUCAAUUAAGAAAGCAUCACAUAAGCUGGGAUUUGGUGGGUAUAAAAGGUCAACAGCGAAUGCAGAGCUGCUGCUGCUCCGUCACACAAUGGGUCAAGCUGCUACAUUACCUUGUAGGAAAGGGGAGUCUUACGUUACAGAGCUGUACGAAUGGUUCAGAAAGUUUAUUAUUGAAUGUCCAAGUGGGCUGAUCACUCUUCAUGAGUUUCAAAGGCAUUUCUGCAAUGGCACUGUCGGCAGUGAGUCAGCUGAGUAUGCAGAGCAGUUAUUUCGCACACUGGACAAUAAUGGGGACGGGAUGGUUGAUUUCAGAGAGUAUGUCAUGGCCAUCAGCAUGCUUAUCGAAGGUUCAGCUGUGGAAAAGCUUCAAUGGUCGUUUAAGCUCUAUGACAAAGACGGGGACGGCGCCAUUACAAGAGAGGAAAUGCUGGACAUCAUGCAGGCUGUUUAUAAGAUGAGUGUUGCAGCAGCAUUAACUGAACCCAACCCGCUGACCGCUGAAGAAUGUACCAACAGGAUAUUUAUGCGACUAGAUAAAGACAAUAAUGCCAUUAUCAGUCUGGACGAGUUCAUAGAGGGAGCGCUGGAUGACGAUUGGAUCAGGGAGAUGCUGGAAUGUGACCCCAGCACCGUGAAGGUUGAGAGGCCUCUGAGGAUGGACACAGCUUUGGGGACCCAUGGUUGACCCGAAAGUUUUGUGUUCAAAUGGGAGCUGCAAGGAAGGAACCGGUCGAAGUUUGGACUGAUAUUUUCAGGAAUUGCUGCAGCAACAGAUCUUCCAAAUAAGUGUACGGCCUAAUGGGUUACCCCAAAGUACAGGCUAUUCACUGGAGAGCACUUCUUAUUUAAGGCACUUUUUAAAUUGAAUUUGCACUUCUAUAAUAAGGAACUCAUUUAUGUGUUUUACCCUGUUUUGUUAUUUUGUUGGUGUCGCUGCAUUGGUUGAAGUAGUUUAUAUUUUUGUCUAUCUGCAUAUCUUUGAGUAAUAAAUCA
Labrus bergylta (ballan wrasse) is the source of this 1279-nucleotide messenger RNA. RefSeq lists its product as uncharacterized. Gene Ontology annotation, molecular function: calcium ion binding. Lineage: Eukaryota; Metazoa; Chordata; Actinopteri; Labriformes; Labridae. The record is from RefSeq and is a predicted model, not a curated record.